UCCCAACACCAUUAAAAUGUCCGAUACAAUACCCGAUUGACAAAAAGAGGACAAAGAAUAUAAGAAUAUGAUGAACACGAGAAGGUUUCUGCCAAGAAUCCCACUUGAAAAUCUGCGCCCACUCCAAAUACUGUGUCAGGCCGUCAACCCACCAUCCCUCCGAUGAUGAAGAGUUCGAUUCUCAAGAAGAGUCCGGUUCUGAUUCUAAACCAUCACCCGGAAAACACCACCAGCCAGCUCGAGGUGCCAAUCCAAACGUAAAGCCUAUGGACGACACACCCAAGCCCAAGAAGCCUCCGAUGAAGCCAGGAUCUGCUUCUUCUCCGGCAUUGAACAGCCCCACAAGAUCUACCACGACAGAAAAACGCCCCAUGGAGGCUGAUAAGGAGGGGAACAGAGGCCUCAAGAAUAAAAAGAAGAAGGUCUCGGACGCCGAUGAGAACGGGUCGGUCCAAGUAGAAGAAACUGAGAAGUCUGGGGACGAUGCCAAGAAGCAAUUGUUUCAGAGGUUGUGGAGCGAGGACGACGAGAUCAUAAUCUUGAAGGGUAUAAUCGAUUACUCAAGGAAAAGCACUGACCCAUGGACUGACAUGGCUGGGUUUCAUGAGUUCAUCAAGAAAGUACUCCACGUUGAUGUAAAUAAGAACCAAUUAGCUGAUAAAAUCCGUCGAUUAAAGAAGAAGUACAAGACCAAUGUGGGCAGAGGGCAAGGGGGCAAUGACCCUCUUUUUUCUAAGUCACAUGAAUCCAACGUAUUCGAAUUGUCCAAGAAGAUAUGGGGUUCUGAAGAUAAUGCUGCUGGUAAUAAUCAAUCUACUGAUGAUGGGAAAACGGGUAAGAAACAGAAAGCUAACAAUGCUGUGGGCUCGGCUCAAGUAAAAGUUAAUUCUUCGGGAGAGGCCCCAAAUGCCGCAGUGAAGGCCGAUGAAGAGAUAAAUUGUUCUAUGUACCCAUGUGUAAUGGAAUCUUUUCGACUUGGCAAAAUUGCGGAAUUGCCAGGGUCGGAUCUUGGAAGAAGGUUUGGGUUUGAUGGGGAACUCGAAGGUGAAGGAAUUGGACGAGAGGUGGAGGAAGUUACAUAUGGCAGAGAUUUAGAUGUACCUGAAGCGGGUUGAUUUGUUUAGGGACCAAUUGAGGAUGUUGUAUGAUGCUCUUGGAUCCAAAAAGUCAGGAAAUGGCUCUUUUUUUAUCCCAAAAUUGCGGUUGAUGUUACAUGUUAAAUUUUGGGUGAGAAAAUAUACUCAUUAAAACCAACAAAGCAG
Molecule: messenger RNA, 1262 nt
Organism: Nelumbo nucifera (sacred lotus)
Lineage: Eukaryota; Viridiplantae; Streptophyta; Magnoliopsida; Proteales; Nelumbonaceae
Product: putative transcription factor At5g28040
Biological process (GO): regulation of DNA-templated transcription
Cellular component (GO): nucleus
Source: RefSeq, a predicted model, not a curated record